AUGAAUCAGAUUACCAAUUUGCUGUUAAUAUUCACAUUAUUGUGCCUCCCGUCCUUAUGCCAGGGUCAGGCAGAAACAAUCAAAGUAUUGGUGGUGUUGACACAGUGGGCCAAUCACGCAGAUCGUGCAUUGAUACCCAAGGAAGAUAUUGAAUCCAUGUGGAAUGGACCUCGAGAUCCAAAUACGGCGCCCGGAGAGUUCAUUGCACAAUACAUCGAGUCGAACUCAUAUGGAAAGUAUACCAUCGAGGCAACGGUUAUUGAUUGGUAUCAAUUGACCGUGACGGAAGAAGAAGCUUCGAAUGGAGCACUGGGAAAUAGUGUGCCUGGCAGACCUGAUAUUGAAGACAAUCUGCUUCCAGCUCUAGAAGCAGCUGUCGCAGGGGGCAUUGAUCUGACCGAGUACAGUCGAGAUGGCUCUAGAUUUAUACGGGGUGUUGUCUUUAUGCACUCCGGUUAUGCGGGCGAAAAUGGAGGCACCGAUUGCGAAACUGGUGCCGACUAUCUGAAUCGAAUCCAAUCCAAGUCGUGGGGUACUGACGAGAGUAUUGCCGGCACCAAUUUGUUUUUGAGUACCAUGGUGACGGUUUCUGUUUAUAGAGGGAUUUGUGAUUUGCAAAUUCAACGGAUUGGAGUUGUCAUUCAUGAAUGGAUGCAUGCUGAAUUUGGGUUGGAGGACUUUUACGACACAGGGGGGCGGUAUAAUGGAAGUCGGUCAGCGACUGGGGGAAUUGGGGCCUUUGGGAUCAUGUCUUUUGCAGGUGGUCAAGGCUACGAUUAUGCCCUUCCCGGUUUGAUGAAUCCCUACUGCAAGAUGGAAAUUGGUGCCUUGGAACCAAUUGAAAUUACCGUAGACGGAAUAUAUGACGCCAGGCCCUCAGCUAUUCAUCCCGAUGUUUACAUUAUUCGCGAACCAUAUGAAGAAGGUGAAUAUCUAUUGAUUGAGAAUCGACAACCUUUGCUAUCAGAUGCCAAGCUGUGGGGUCCAGGAGGCAUUGUCAUCUAUCACGUGGACGAAAAUAUGGAGGGUUACGGAAAUCUUGUAAGAGGAGGACCUUUUGUGGAAGGAUGGCCGGGCAAUGGAGACCAUUACAAAGUCGCCGUGCUUCAAGCAGACUCAUUAUACGAACUGGAAAUGGCAAUUAACUUGGGACAUAAUGAUGAUUUUUGGAAGGAAGGAGAUGUCUUAGGACCAGGAAAUGGAGAGUCGGUGGCCACUGACGCCGGAACUUACCCGAAUACGGAUUCCUAUGUCGAUGGAAACAUUCGAGUCACUGAUUUGAUCAUUGAUUUGUUUACAGCGCAAGCAGAUGGGGUUUGGAGCUUUCGAGUGCAGGGACUGCAGGAAGCUCCUUCAAGUGCACCAUCUGUAGCGCCCUCUCAAGAUGCUACCCUUUCGUCUGUCCCUUCGCAAAAACCAUCAACAUCGUUGGCACCGUCGUUGUCCUUGGCGCCAUCUUUCGCAAUAGAACCAGUCAAUUGCUUUGAAGGUAUCGACGACGACCCGACCAUGUUCUGCAACUGUGCAUCGGACUGUUUGGACGACAAUAGGGACUUCAAAUGCGACUGUGUGGACGCUGAACAGUGUUGCGACGAAUAUGAAACACCCCCGCCGACUGCGGCGCCACAACCCACUCCCCCGCCAACUACUCCGCCUCCAACUGCCGUAGGGGAUACUCCGCCACCAACGGCUCCUCCCACUCCACCUCCAACCUCACCGCCAACACCGCCUCCUACGCCCCCUCCAACAGUUUUGGUUACAAAUCGACCGACGGCGGAUCGACAAGGCGAGUGUUUGGUCACGGUCUUCACCAACCAAUGUGACACAUUCAUGGAGAGCAAGAAUACUCAAGAUAUGCAACAGGAUCAGUGCGAUUGUUACAAUUUCUGUAACGGAGUCGAACUUCCAUGUUGUCCUUUUGGCAAUGACUGUUCGAUUAGCUGCAAUGGAGAGUUAGUGGCAGGUUGUCAAGUACCAGCACCGGAGCCUACUCCGCCACCAACUCCACCACCAACUCGUCCCAUCAACACCUGCCAACUUUCCAUCAAUACCCAAAGCUGCGACACUGUCUCUUGGACUGAUAUGCAACCUGUGCAAGGAUGCGAUUGUUACAAUUUUUGCAACGGAGCAUACUCUAGUUGUUGUACGGCGGGGCAACCUUGCGGAAUGGAAUGCGGCGGCAGUGUGGUGGCAGGAUGUGAAUUCAUGAGUCAACCAAAUGGAACACCCACUCCAGUUCCAGUGACUCCGGUACCAACAACAGCGACUCCUACAGCAGAUCCAGGACCUUCAACGUUUUUCUUUUGGCCAGAUGGAAUGAUGAGAUGA
Molecule: messenger RNA, 2328 nt
Organism: Cylindrotheca closterium
Lineage: Eukaryota; Bacillariophyta; Bacillariophyceae; Bacillariales; Bacillariaceae
Source: the annotation of a GenBank genome assembly